Girardinichthys multiradiatus is the source of this 2467-nucleotide messenger RNA. RefSeq names its product scavenger receptor cysteine-rich domain-containing group B protein (gene ssc4d). The record is from RefSeq and is a predicted model, not a curated record. Lineage: Eukaryota; Metazoa; Chordata; Actinopteri; Cyprinodontiformes; Goodeidae. The coding region runs from base 196 to 1953 and encodes 585 amino acids. Gene Ontology annotation, cellular component: membrane. The transcript is spliced from 12 exons.
CGUAGCGCUUGAUACUGUAGUUUUCUGGCUUCUUUUGUGUGUGUAGCUUUUAUAUUUUUGUUGUGAUUUGUGGACUUAAACUACCUGCUGGUUCAGCUCUUUUAAAUCUUUUUAUUUUGGGAAGAGGAAACCUACUUUAAUUAUUUUUUUCUAUUUAUUAUUCUGGGUCAAGAUUAUUACUUUUACAACAGGCAGAUGGUCAGUCAGACAGCCAUGCGAGGCCAGCGUGUGGUGGAGAGCGAGUGCAGGUGCUGGAACCCGGCCGUGUGGCUCCUGGUGUCCUUGCUCGGCUCCCUUGUGUUGGUGGCCCUCAGCGUACUGAUGCGACUAGGAGACGUGAAGAUAAACAAAAGAGCUGUAACCAGCAAUAUGAUGCAAACCCUCGGAAGGUACCAAGUCCAACUGGUGAAUGGCCACAACAGGUGCGAGGGCAGAGUGCAGGUGGGUUACAAUGGCUCAUGGGGCACGGUGUGCGACGACGACUGGGACAUGGUGGAUGCCAACAUUGUGUGUCGGCAGAUGGAAUGCGGAGUGGCUGUGGCCGUGGGCAGCAGCUCCCAGUUUGGACAAGGCGCUGGACUUAUUGCGCUGGAUAAUGUGGACUGCCAGGGAGACGAAGCAGACCUGAGUCAGUGUCGCAGCCUGGGCUGGGGUGUCCACAACUGUUACCACUAUGAGGAUGUGGGAGUUACCUGUAAAGAACCAGUUUUGUUGGGGGCAAGAGGUUUUGUAGAGCCCACCACAACGCCCAUGGACAGGUCUGGAUUACGUGAUGGCGCUGUCCGCUUGGUGAAUGGCAAGAACUCGUGCGAGGGCCGGGUGGAGAUCUACUACCAGGGAAGCUGGGGGACGGUGUGCGAUGAUGACUGGGAACUCCGCAAUGCCAGGGUGGUGUGCCAGCAGCUAGGCUGCGGCAGCGCCGUCUCGGCACACACCAACUCCUAUUUCGGAUACGGCACCGGGCUCAUUCUCCUCGACAAUGUCAAUUGCUAUGGCACCGAACAGGAGCUGAUGAGGUGCAAAAGCCUGGGCUGGGGGAAACACAACUGUGGACACCAUGAGGACGCUGGGGUCACCUGCACUGGAUCCACCACUGUUCCGCCUGCUGUUACAGAAAUACGAAGGAUCUCCUUGGAAACAACAGGCACCACAGUCACAGAAAGAAUUUCAACUACCAAGCCUCCAACAACUACGACAACUGUUACCAAAACUACCCAGACCAAAGGCAUCCCGUCUGUCCGGGUGAUGAACGGCGAAAGGAACUGCGAGGGUCGUGUAGAGGUCCUCUACAAAACCAUCUGGGGGACAGUGUGCGAUGAUGACUGGGACAUGCCUAACGCUAACGUGGUGUGCAGAGCUAUCGGAUGUGGUCCAGCUAUAGCGGCCCUGACCCAGGCCUACUUCGGCUAUGGCUCGGGUCCCAUCCUACUGGACAAUGUGGAUUGUAGCGGAGCAGAAUACGACUUGUCCCAGUGCUUCCACCUGGGCUGGGGUCAGCACAACUGCGGCCAUCAUGAGGAUGCCGGAGUUAUCUGUGCACCUCCCCCAGUGUUCGACCCAAUGCUUUUAAUCCCAAAUGGACGUGACUUCAGAGUUACAGAAACUAUACCAGCAACCACACCCACACCGUCUGAAGGAACAAUGAGACUAGUGGAUGGUCAGCGCCGGUGUGAGGGUCGAGUGGAGAUGUACCUAAAUUCUGAAUGGGGUACAGUGUGCGACGAUGCCUGGGACCUUCCCGACGCCCAGGUUGUGUGUCGUUUAGUGGGCUGUGGGGAAGCCACACAGGCUUGGAGGGAAGCUCAUUUUGGACCUGGCACAGGAACAAUCCUGCUGGACAAUCUCAAGUGCAGUGGUGCUGAAGCCUCCCUGCAGGAAUGCUCCCAUAUAUCUUGGAAGGUGCAUAACUGUGACCACUCUGAAGAUGCUGGUGUGACCUGCUCCCUGUCGUGAUCUCAGCACAAUCUUACUUCUAUCUCCAACCAUGCUAGGACUUGUACAAAUUAUGUAAAUACCUGCUUUUACAUCGUUGAACGAAUACCCCAUAUAAUAAUAUAAUAUACACAAUAAAAUUCAAAAUAUUAAGCACUUUAUAAAUAUAUGAUAUAAAACUAAAUGUACACAUUUCAGCCACACGUUCAACUGUCCAACUCUCUUUAUUUGUGCUAAUAUGUUCUGUACAUGUUAUACAUUGAUGAUCAAGUACUCAAGGAAGUCCAUCAGUUAAGUCUGUUGAAAAUAUUAAAAGGAAGAAUAGACAUUAAAGAUGCAUAUGAUAAAAGUACAAAUGAAAGAUCAGAUAUUGUAUACUAUAAACCAUAAGAAAGCAAGGGAACAAACCGUCAUGUGAAUUUAUUAAAUAUAUCUGUGAUCCUUGUGUUCUGUGCACCCUCAUAAAUAAAUGUAACUAAUAAUCAUAUAUAUAUAUAUAUAUAUAUAUAUAUAACAAAAUAAAUGUUCUUAUUUA